Trichoderma reesei QM6a is the source of this 2130-nucleotide messenger RNA. RefSeq lists its product as uncharacterized. Bases 1 to 2130 code for a protein of 709 amino acids. The transcript is spliced from 2 exons. The record is from RefSeq and is a predicted model, not a curated record. Lineage: Eukaryota; Fungi; Ascomycota; Sordariomycetes; Hypocreales; Hypocreaceae. Gene Ontology annotation, molecular function: DNA replication origin binding.
AUGUCCUCUCCGCAAGCCGUGGCGACACAGACCAGCCUGGCCGUCUCCAACCCGCGCCCAUUGGCCACCCGGCCCGCCCUGCCCGACCGCAACGUGACGCCCGACACCAUCGAGGACGCCUACGUGCGCUUCAUCUUCUACUGCAAUCCCGCCCUGCCCCUCGACGCCGACACCGACAGCCUGCGCGAGGCCUUUGCGAACCCGCCCCGGAGCGGAGGCAAGAGCUUCAGCCCCUUUCUCAUCUUCGACCUGGUCCAGCGCUUCUACCGCAAGGAGAUCAAGACCUGGACAGAACUGACCACCCGCCUGGGCGUCGAGCCGCCGGACCUGUCCAAGGACGAGAGUGCGCAGAAGGUUGCCCAGUAUGGCGUCCGCUUAAAGAAAUGGAUGAACUCGAUGCACGUCAAGGCCUUUUUCGAAUACCUCAUGGACAUCACCAACGACUACUGGACCAAUGUUCCAGACGACCCAAACCCCACCAGCCAGCCCGUCCGUGAUGGCGUUGCCAUCGAGGACGACAUGGCCCUGAGGGCCCUUUUGCCUCACAUCCGCCCCAAGAGAGGCCGCAAGAGGCCAGAAGCCGAUGACAGCGUGGGCUCCCCGGUGGCCCAGCGGCAGCGCCUAUCGCCCCCGUCGGCAGUCGAUGCUCAUCGGGCGUCGUGGUCGGCUCAUCCAGAUGCCCGCGCCCAGGGCAUGCCGAUGGACUCGUUGAGGCCCGGCGUCGCGGCUGCUUGGGGCCUUGGCGACUCUGUGCAGACUCCGCUCUCCCGAUAUCCCAACUCCGCCAUCACCCCCUCGACCAGGAGCUCCUUCUGGGACGAUGCGCUGGAGCCCCGUUCCGCCAUCACUCCCUCCAAACCAAGGCCCUCUACCCACAGGCGAGGGCCGAAGAACGUAUCUUCGGCCUGGAAACCCGGGGGAGGCGACAGCAGCUCCAAACCAAGGGGAAGGCCCCCCAUCAACCGCACACCCGCAGAGCCUUCUCCCCCUAACCCUCCGCCCAUGACAUCGUGGGCCCCGACCCCGGACAGCAACCCAUCAGACCCUCCCGUGGCCGCCAUGUCCAAAGAACCUGUGCCGUUAGCCCCCGACGCAGCCCAGAUGCACCCGCAGAUUCGCAACCAGGUCGUUUCCGCUCGCGGCGAUCCGGUCGCGUCAAUGCAGGCGGCCCAGGCGCGAGUACAGCCACCGCCUCAAGCACAGGUUCAGAUCAUCCCGCCACCUCCAUCAUCCUCCAAUCUUGGCGUGGCCGGCAUGGGCAUCAACCCGCUCGAUGGCACCCGACCUGCUCGGCCCAGUAUUUCCCUGCAGGUGCCCGAACGGCAGGGGGGAACAGUCCGGCUGGCAACGCCGCCACUGCCACCACUGCCGCCGUCCAUGGUGUCGGUCAAUGGCCUGCCGUCGAACGAACCUCCGGCCCUUCAAGGAGUCCCUAACCAAGGAAUGCCCGCGCCGCAGGCCAAUGGAUGGGAUCCGUUCUCGCAGCCGCCCACAGCCGGAGUGUACGAGACCAACACUGUUCCGACUUCAGCUGGAGCCAGCCAGGCAGGCUCGACGUCCAAGGAAGUGCCUCGCUAUUUCUUCGAGGGCCUAGAGGACCGGACAAAUGUCGACGGACUGAUAUCCUACUUUACCCACGUGCUGCACAACUCGGACUGGGUCGACCCCGAGGGCAACCAGCAGGAGAUUGCCGGCAUGGACGAGUGCACCGCCAUGGUCAACGCGACGGUGGAGCACAUGUACAAGAAUGCAGAGUCGUCCCAGGCUUUUCUCAUCAACCUGGCGGCGUUGUGCGGCGCAAAGAUGCUCAUGACGAACCGUCCGAGGUGCUAUCGGGUCGAGACGUCAGAGGGCGUCUACACCUACUACUUUGACUGGCAGUACCGCUUCGGCCACCUCAAGGGCCAGUUCACCAUGACGCACAGCGUGCCGGUGACCAUGUGGAAGAAGCCGAGCGCGAGAGAGGCUGCCGAGGCUUCGCAAGCAGGCGGCCCGCCGGCGGAGAAUCUGACGACCGAGCAGUGGCAGGCCAAGUACGGCGCGCUGAUGGACGAGCUGGAGAAGCGCGAUCAGGAGCUGUUCAAGAUGCAGAACAUUGUGAUGGCUUCGAUGAGGAGAGACGGCGGUUGA